This is a messenger RNA of Diplodia corticola, 1170 nucleotides long. RefSeq names its product 2og-fe oxygenase superfamily protein. The record is from RefSeq and is a predicted model, not a curated record. NCBI's taxonomy places the organism in Eukaryota, Fungi, Ascomycota, Dothideomycetes, Botryosphaeriales, Botryosphaeriaceae. The coding region runs from base 1 to 1170 and encodes 389 amino acids. The transcript has 2 exons.
AUGUCAGUUUCUACCGCACAACCCAGAGGAAAGGCUCAGCGAUUGAAGCUUAUAACCUCGUACGGCCCGGUGUAUCGCGACAUCAAGUCAACCGAAGCCCGUGACGCUCGACCCGGAGAAAUCCCCGUCAUAGAUGUCUCUGCAAUCUUUGGAUGUGAUCUUCAGGCGAAGAGAAAACUCGCCCGGGACAUUUCUUUGGUAGCUGAGGACACGGGAUUCUUCUACAUCAAGAACCAUGGCAUCUCUGAUUCAGCCAUCGAGGCUGCACUCUCGUCCAGCACGUCCUUCUUCCAGCAGCCUGAAGAGCUGAAACGACACGUGCAUGCAUCACAGUCCAGGUUUCUCAACGGAUGGAGUGACCCCAGAAGCACUCACAAUUCCGACGAGGAGUCUUCAGUGGACAUGUGUGAACACUUCUCUCUCAAAUACGACCCUGAGUACGAUCCUACUGUUGCGGACCUUGAAGGCAUUCCGUACGACUUCAGGCGUUGCUUCAAAGGCGAAGAAUGGUACUGGGAAAGAACGUCGUAUAUACCCGGGUUUAAGGACAAUCUCAUCGACUACUGGCAAGCAGGGUUGUCACUGGCGAGACGCUUGACUGGUGUCUUCGCGCUGGCGCUGGAUCUGCCAGAAGACUACUUCGGGGAGAAGACGCUGUACCCAGACGCAGCCAUGACGCUGAACCACUGUCGCACUGUUCAACAUUCGGCGGAAAGUCCGGGUUCGACCAAUCCACAGUCUGCGAUCUCAGAACCUUUGUCGGCUGCGGAAACGCUUCACCGGACGGGACCAGACACAUUGAACGUUGGGACCCAUACGGACCUCCAACUUUUCACGAUUCUUUGGCAGGACCAGCAGGGUGGGCUUCAAGUGCUCACGAGCCACGGGGAAUGGAUCAAUGUGAAGCCGGUGGAAGGAGCUCUAGGCGUCAACAUUGCCGACUUCCUGAUGCGAAUCACGAAUGAUCGGUGGAAGAGUACGGUCCAUCGCGUCAGGCAUGACGAUUCAGCGGACAGGUAUUCAAUGUCCUUCUUCUUUGGGUUCAAUCUCAACGAGACGUGUGGCGUGCUACCGAGCUGUGUAGACGAGCAAAACCCUGCAAAGUAUGAUCCGAUAUCGUGCGAAGAACUGAUCCGACAGCGCUUCCAAGCAGGCACGGACCGUGGUUAG